Molecule: messenger RNA, 5208 nt
Organism: Nematolebias whitei (Rio pearlfish)
Lineage: Eukaryota; Metazoa; Chordata; Actinopteri; Cyprinodontiformes; Rivulidae
Gene: gli3
Product: GLI family zinc finger 3
Exons: 15
Coding region: 394-5070 (1558 amino acids)
Biological process (GO): regulation of transcription by RNA polymerase II; smoothened signaling pathway
Cellular component (GO): nucleus
Molecular function (GO): RNA polymerase II cis-regulatory region sequence-specific DNA binding; DNA-binding transcription factor activity, RNA polymerase II-specific
Source: RefSeq, a predicted model, not a curated record
CUUCACCCUCUCUCCUCUCGAAAAAACGCACUAAAUGUAAUAAGAAGUGUCCGCGCGCUUCUCUGACGCCUGUCUUGUUUUGCCGCACAUCUGUGGGCUGCUGCCGGCACACAAACUCGCUGUUAGUCCGCUUGUUUGAACGCAGCAAACUGUGAGGAGAAGGAGGAGAAAGAGGGAAAACUCUGGCUGCGCUGUUUUGGAGUUGGAGUUGCUGCGUAAAGAAGAAGAAGAAAAGUCCGAGGCAACUCCAGAGGCACAUCUGCAAUUCAAGAAGAGAAGCAGAAAGCUUUAUUUUUUUAAACCCAAAGAAGAUAUAAAGUGAAGAGUUGAAGGGGGAAUCAUCCAGGAAGAAUUGCCCUGUCUCCAUGAGGUCUUAAGGAAUGAACAAUCACCAUGGAGACCCAGUCCCAGGCCAGUUCUGCAGCUGAAAAGAAGAAGAGGGUAGAGACCAUUGUUGCUACAAAGGGCUCAUCUGCACGCACUGACAUCAGUGAGAAGGCAGUGGCCUCCAGUACGACCUCAAACGAAGAGGAAAGUUCAGGCACGCCGUACCACCGCGAGAGGCGCAAUGCCAUCAGUUCCCAGGCUCAGACACACGGUGCUCUCGACAGGAGCGCAAACGAGGAGCCCACCACUUCCACAGAGGACCACCCGUCCCUGCUCAAGAAGGAGCUGCAUGGCUCCCUGCCUCAUCUGACCGACCAUGCCUUGCCGUACAGGGGCACACUGUUCGCUAUGGACCACCGUAAUGGCUACUUAGACUCACACUAUCCUGCUCCACAGUUCUUUCCCACCUUCCAUCCCCCUGUGCCAAUCGACGACAGACACACCCAGGGACGCUACAUCUAUGAGCCAUCCCCCAUUCCCCCACUUCAUAUGAUCAAAGGAUCGCCUCACACGAGUCUGACAGCAGAGUACUACCAUCCGAUGGCUCUGCUGGCGAGCCACCGCAGCCCGUACACGACCGACCUUCUCCCGUCUGUGGCAACUGCGGCCGGGGCCAGCAGCGCCAGUGCCCUGCACAUGGAGUAUCUGCAGGCAAUGGAAAGUUCCCGGUUCUCAAGUCCAAGGCUCCCAGUACGGCCCAGCAGGAAACGGCCCCUGCCCAUCUCGCCCCUCUCUGAUCACAGCCUCGACCUGCAGAACAUGAUCCGUAACUCACCCACCGCCAUUGUCAACCAGCUGAUCAACAACUCCCGCUCCAGCUCCUCCACCAGCGGCUCCUAUGGUCACCUCUCCGCUAGAGCAAUCAGCCCGGCGUUGAGCUUCGCCUACCCUCCAACUCCAGUGGCUUUGCACGUGCACCAGCAGCUGAUGGGACGUCAGCCGGGCAUCAUGGGCUCUGCCUUCGGUCACAGUCCACCCCUAGUCCAACCGACACCGGCUUUCGUCACUCAGCGACCCAUGCCUGGAAUCCCCUCAUCCGGGCUGAGCGUCAGCGAGCGCUCGGCCAUCUCCAACGACUCGUCACAGGCCAAGCCCACGAGUGAAUCGGCUGUAAGCAGCACGGGCGACCCGAUGCAUCACAAGCGGUCCAAAAUGAAACCCGAGGAAGAGCUGCCGAGCCCAGGAGUGGUGAGCGUACAGGACCAUCCUGAUGGGAUGACAUUGGUGAAGGAGGAAGGGGACAAGGAUGAGAGCAAACAGGAGCCAGAGGUGGUUUACGAGACAAACUGCCACUGGGAGAACUGCUGCCGUGAGUUCGACACCCAGGAGCAGCUGGUACAACACAUCAACAAUGACCACAUCCACGGAGAGAAGAAAGAGUUUGUGUGCCGAUGGGAGGAAUGCUCCCGAGAACAGAAGCCCUUCAAGGCGCAGUACAUGCUGGUAGUCCACAUGCGCAGACACACUGGGGAAAAACCACACAAGUGCACAUUUGAAGGCUGUACCAAGGCAUACUCACGGCUGGAAAACCUUAAAACUCACUUACGAUCCCAUACUGGUGAGAAACCAUAUGUGUGUGAACAUGAGGGCUGCAACAAGGCUUUUUCCAAUGCUUCAGAUCGAGCGAAACAUCAGAACCGGACACACUCCAAUGAGAAACCUUAUGUGUGUAAAAUCCCGGGCUGCACCAAACGCUACACAGACCCUAGCUCCUUACGUAAGCAUGUAAAGACAGUACAUGGGCCGGAGGCACACGUCACCAAGAAGCAGCGUGGAGAUUACCCACGCCCACCACCACAGCCACGGGAGCCUGGGGGCAACAGCCAGGGCCGGUCGCCUGGGCAGCUGCCCCUGGGUGGGUAUACAGACCAAAGGGAGUACAACCAUGUUACCUCAAAACAAGAUGAAUGUCUGCAAGUGAAGUCUAUCAAGACUGAAAAACCCAUGACGUCUCAGCCAAGCCCUGGCGGUCAGUCUACAUGCAGCAGUGUCCAGUCCCCCAUCAGCACCUAUCCCAGCAGUGGAGUCCAGCUUGCUGUGAGUGCCGGACGCUCGCCAGGGAAGGGACUGGAGGAAGACGAGGAGGAGGAAAAUGACGAGGAGGUAGAGGAGGGGUGCGAGAGGGAGCCGGCCCCCGUCAUGGACUCUACGGUCUCCACCGCAACCGCAGCCAUGCUGACCUUGCAGGCAAGGCGAGGCAUUGGGCGCCCCCAGCGUUGGAUGGAGCACAUGAAGAUGGAGAGGCUGAAGCAGGUGAAUGGAGCGCUGCCCAGGCUGGGGUCCCUGUCACCCACACCACCCCCAAAAGGUUCGGCAGUGCCAAACAUCUUGGGGAAGGGGUCCUGCCUGGGCAUGCAGUGGGGGGUGUCUGCUCCUCAACCACCUGCUUACUCUGAGCUGGGCAGCACAGAGCUAACAGUGCUCAGUUUGAUCAGAGACCGGCGCGACAGCAGUGGCAGUGCCACCAGUUCAGCUUAUCUGAGCAGCAGCAGACGAUCUUCAGGCAUCUCCCCGUGCUUCUCCAGUCGCCGAUCUAGCCAGGCUUCCCAGAGCGAGGGCGCAACAUUGGCUGCCAAUCACCGUCGCAUUCAUAACCUCAGCUCCACUGACUCUUACGACCCCAUUUCCACUGAUGCCUCCCGCCGGUCCAGUGAGGCUAGCCAGUAUGGAGGUGGGAUAGCAGGAGGAGGUAUAGGGAUAUUCUCAGGUGGGAGUUGUGGAGGCUUAGGAGGAGUUGGCAUUGGGGGAGGAAGUGGAUCACGGGGCAUGCUCAAUUUAACCCCAGCACAGCAUUACCACCUUAAAGCUAAAUAUGCAGCAGCUACUGGUGGCCCACCUCCCACACCUCUACCUAACAUGGAGCGCAUGAGUUUGAAGACUCGAAUGGUCAUGAUGGAAGAGGGCGACAACAACUGCUGUUUGCCACCUUUAGUUAGACCACCUCAUUACAGUGAAGGCAAUAGUGGGUAUAACAAUGGGGGUAUGGGACAUGUAGGUUACAGAAGAAGGAUCCUCUAUCCUGGCGAGGGGCCAAUGAAUGGGAUUCGUAGAGCUAGUGACCCUGUGCGAACACAGGCUCCUGAAACUUGCAGUUUGCCUCCAGUUCAGCGCUUCAACAGCCUUAAUAAUCUCCACCCUCUUCCCCCUCUGACUCACCAUUCUACACCUGAAUCACGUAAUUUUAGCCUACAGAACUAUACACGAAUGGAGUGCAACAUUCAGAACUCGUCAAACACUUCUAGCAUUGCAGAAAAUGUAGCCUUAGAAGCUCUGGCCAUGGAGAAUGAAGACGAAGCUAGUCUGUUUCUUGAGGAUGAAGAUAUGUUGCCAGAUGACUUGGUGCAGUAUCUGCAUUCCCAAGUUCAAAUUAACACUGAUUCCUAUGUUCAGACUGAGGACCAAUUAGCAAGUAACCAACGGGACACCUCUCAUUCAGGCGUUUUGGAGGCAAUACAGACAGCAGAGUCAGAUGGGACAUUCCUUGGGUCUCACAGUCUUCAACAGCAGCAGAUAUCAGAGAGGAACAGCCCUAGUAGGCUUCCCAUCCAGUGGAAUGAAGUAAGCUCUGGAAGUGCUGACAGAUCUCCUCAAAAGGAACAAAACCACCAUUCACAGUAUAGAAGGUGGCUUAAUGUAGAACAUGAACCCACAUCGAUACCAUUUGACAAGUUCCGAAAUAUGGUGGUUCACCAGCAGUUGUCUGCUGAUUUCCUGAACAGCUGCUUUCAGGCAAAUCAACCUCAAAGUGUUAACCCUGGGGUGAAACUAGAGACAUCCCCUAACUCCUGCAUGGAAAUGAGAGGCACUAGUCACAACUCUACAAACAUCAUUGGCAGGCCAAAUUUUGUGCAUGUGAACAAAAGGCCUCUUCCUCAAAGUCUGAAACAGCACUUGUCCAGUGGAACACUGAAACCAAGCUACUUCCAGCAGAACAACAACAGUAGCACCUCUUGGCAGGUUGGAAACAACCUAACUCUUAGCAAGGGCUUCAUGGACAAUCUCCCCCAGGAACCUCCUUAUCACGAUCGCCUGAUACAUGUACCUCACCCACCAAUCAAUGGCUCCAAGAACCUAGUCAAAACCCAACAACACUUUAAUUCUGAGAGUUCCAGUGAAAUCCAUUCAAGACCCUGCCAGCCCCAACAACUACAGAGGAGUGGAGAUCAGUGUUCGCUUGCGUAUCAGGUAUCUGGGCUGAAACUAGAAAAUCCAGACCAUGGAUAUAUUGAGCAGGCCUUUGCAGACUGCCUCUCUUAUGAACCAGCAGAUUGCAAGGCAUCAUCAUUCCCUAUCCUGGAGGACCAGAGUUUGCUGGACUCCAUAGCUGUUUCUGAAGAACCAGGUGGAGGCAAUGAGAACACAACUGCCCUUCCCUCCCCAGGUACAAACCAAGUGACCAGCACGGUGAAUGGUCAUGUGCCUGGCAUAUUAGAUGAAGGGGUAAAUUUGGACUUUGGAAACAUGUUGGAGGACAGUUAUGAUCAGGGUAGCCUGGUCUCAGGAGUAUUGAGUCCCUCCAUAUUUCAGGGUCUGUCCAGAACCUCAUCACGCCUUACCACCCCUCGAGCAUCAGCUACUUUCCACAGUGUAGCCCCAGGUCUAAGUAACAUGGCCAUUGGAGACAUGAGUUCACUUCUCACUACCCUCGCUGAGGAAAGUAAAUUCCUGGCUAUCAUGCAAUAGCCACUCCUCUCUGAUUUCUCCUCCUUUGGGAAAAGAAAAUAAAGAAAAACAGAAGCGUAAACCAUUGGUGUAUGUGAAGAUUAAGACAAUAAAAGUGGCAAUUAUUAAAACUUAGAAGUUGCCAAACUGUUUUACUGU